ACACAGACGGACGUGAGUCCCAUUGUGUGUUUCCUGUCUGACCGUGAUUGGCUGAGAGACAGAGUGAUCCAGUGGGUCCAGAAAGAGACGCAGUCAGACCAGGUGUCCUUGAACGCAUCGUCAGCCAGCGGCCUCCUGCAGACCUACUUCCAGACAUACGACAACGGAGACUCGCAGCUCGACUCCAAAGAGUUUCUACGGUUCCUGAAACACAACGAGACCGCGUUGAACCUGACGUUCUCCAACACGCUGGAGACCAACCUGCUGCUCAGGUCUCUGUGCGUCGACGCUUUGAUCGAGCUGUCGGAUGAAAACGCCGACUGGAAGCUGAGUUUGUCGGAGUUCAUCAACUGUCUGACGCCGAGCUUCCAUCCGCCUGAGAGAAAAUGCGCUCUGGAGGACGAGGUGUUCGAGGACGGCGCUGAAACUCGGAUGGAGUGCAAUAAAUGUGUCUGUGCUUGUGGGAACUGGGUCUGCACGGCUUUGACCUGCAACGGAGAGCAUCAGGUGGUGGAGAAGAUUCAGGAAGGAGGAGAAGACGAAGAGAUGACCGAGGAGGAGUUCAGCCGGCGGGUGGCUGAGCUCAAUGCUGCUCAGGAGACCUUCGCCACAGAGACCUGAGGCCCCGCCCACUACACCUGCAGCAGCCAAUCAGCAGCUGAGCGGCCUUUAAAACCAGAGAAGAAGAAAACCUCAGAUUUAUAGAAUCAGAAACCUCUGCCGUCUACAUUAUAUCUCAGUGAACUGCUCAUUUAAUUAUAAACCUACAUUUUGUUACGCCUUGUUUUUAGUUAUUGAUUAUUAUUAGGACUGUAGUCGUCAUUGGUCGAUUGGAAAACGUAGCGGACGCUGCUAAGACCGGCCUAUUUAACUUUUACUGAAUGUAGUUCGUUCCAAAACAGGAAACUAGAAUCAUGGUGGAAAUUGUCAAACAUAGUGCGGUGGAUGGAAAAAGUUUUAGCAAACUGGAGCCUCUUUCAGUAUAAACCAAACAGGUUCAGGUGAUUCAAUACGAUGCCAUGCUAGCUUUUUGUGUUUAGCCCAUUUAAGCUAAUAAUGCUAACAGCUCACCGUAGUAUCAGGUAGAAAAGUCGAGUCCACCAAGAUUUUCUUUCCUCGACGACGACCCUAAAUUAUUAUUUUAUUUUUAUUUAUUGUUGAUUGUUUUACACGUUCCAAAGAUCGGACUUUGUUUUGUACUUUUUUGUUCUUGAAGAUUUCUAAGUCUUCCUCUGCUGUGUUUUUAAAAAAUAAAAAAUAAAUAAAAAUAAAUUAGCAAAGCUCCAAACACUAAUUUUGAAUUAAGUUUUUCAAAAUUAAUUAUAGAGGCUUGAAUUUGUUUUCAGAUGAUUAGUUUCACUAUGAAUGAAAUCCUACAGCUUGUGUUUUGUGGUUGAGAGGUAGAUAUUUUUUGUACACUCGUUGCUCUAAUAAACAUUUUUGUGUAAUA
This is a messenger RNA of Stegastes partitus (bicolor damselfish), 1450 nucleotides long. RefSeq names its product follistatin-related protein 1-like. The record is from RefSeq and is a predicted model, not a curated record. The annotation marks the transcript as partial. Gene Ontology annotation, biological process: multicellular organism development; regulation of BMP signaling pathway; cell differentiation. The transcript is spliced from 7 exons. NCBI's taxonomy places the organism in Eukaryota, Metazoa, Chordata, Actinopteri, Pomacentridae. Gene Ontology annotation, cellular component: extracellular region.